This is a messenger RNA of Seriola dumerili (greater amberjack), 395 nucleotides long. RefSeq names its product cilia- and flagella-associated protein 57-like. The record is from RefSeq and is a predicted model, not a curated record. Lineage: Eukaryota; Metazoa; Chordata; Actinopteri; Carangiformes; Carangidae. The annotation marks the transcript as partial. The transcript has 4 exons.
AAAGCAAGAGGUCAAAGAACUGAAAAUGUGCUGCAAUGAUGCCAACACCCACUGUGAAGAAUUAAAAAGACAACUGCAACAGAGCCAGGAGGAUGCAGAUCGCCUGCAGCGGCAGCUGAGGGAGAGGGACGCUGCCUUCAAACAGCUGCAGCAGGAUUUUAAAGACCAGACCGAGGAGAAUCAAAAACUGCAGUCUGAAAACAGCAACAAGGAGAGGCAGGUGAAAGACGCUGUGGAGAACGCUGCUAACCUACAGCAGCAGCUGCAGGAGAAGGACGCCUUGAUCAACCAGCUGCAGCAGGAGGUAGACCAACGGACCGCGGACUAUCACAAAGUGCAGGACGACUACGACAACCUGCAAAAUGAGAAGAACGAUCUUGAGAGCAGAGUGCAAG